CACAACCGAUAGUGGCGUUAGCUGCAUGUAUGCAUAGAAUAAACUGGAAGAUUAUGUUGUUAUAAUGUAGAUAACAGUUUCUUUGUUAAUUGGGAAAAAUAAUGUCUUCAUUUGAAUAUUUAAAGGAGUUUGUUAACGAGCGACUAGCUGCUGCUGUUGAAGAAAUAUUCAGUGUUUUUGAAAAAACUAUUUCCGAGUACGAGGAAGAGAUCGACCGUCAGCGCAGACUGUUGAAUAUCGUUUGGAAACCAGAAAUAAAGUUACACAGGAUAACACCAGAGCUCCCACAGCAACAUGUCUGUAAGGAGGAGGAGGAGAGGAACUCCAGUCUGGACCAAGAGGACACAGAUCCUCCACAGAUUAAAGAGGAACCGGAGGAACUCAGCACCAGUCAGCAGGGAGAGCAGCUUGUAGUGAAACAGGAGACUGACCCCUGUUUGUUCACUCCUACUUCUGAGCAAAGUGACCACAGUGAAGAUCAGUUUUUUAAUCCAGCGAGAAGUCAAAGUGAAGCAGAGACAGAGCUUCCAGCUAGCAUGUGUAUCAGUUGGCUGAAAGACAAAUCAGCCUGUGAAGCAUAUGAACCAAACAGUGACCACCAACUUAUCACUUACAACUCUCACGCCGCUGAAAGCCAAACUCACGCUGGAGGCAAGCAAGGAGGCCCGGAAUCGACCAGAAACGCAGGGAAAAAACAAAAGAAAAGACAUCACAAUAGCUUUAUUCACACUAACAAUUUAUGUGAACCUACUAUGUCAACAAUUCACUGUAAUGCUCCCACAGAUAAAAAGUCUUUAGAGUGUGACACAUGUGGGAAAGCUUUUAAGUAUCAGUCAAAAUUGCAGAGACACCAGAGAAUCCAUUCAGGUGAGAAGCCAUAUUCUUGCAGCAUCUGUGGAAAAGGAUUCAGUGUGAUAACAGUGCUGACAACUCAUAUGAGAAUGCACACGGGUGAGAAGCCGUUUCUUUGCAAAACCUGCGGGAAAAGUUUCUGUGAAAUGUCGGUAUUAAAACGCCACAUCAGAAUCCACACAGGUGAGAGACCGUACACUUGUACAACAUGCGGGAGAGCUUUCAGACGUAAUGGUGACUUGGUAGUCCACAUGAGAAUGCACUCAGGCGAGAAGCCGUACACUUGCAACACGUGUGGGAAAGAUUUCAGAUCGAGCAGUAACUUGAGAUGCCACCUGAAGACUCACACAGAGGAAAAGCUGCAGUUUCACUGCAGCACAGACGUUUCAGGUGGAGUUGGAUCCAUUCGGAUGAUCAGCUAUAUACCUGAAAAACAUGUUGAAGAGGUUUCAUUACAGUAGAAAUAUUUAUAAAGUUUUGUAAAGGGGAUAUCUUUUAAUUGAUACAUUGCAUUAUGUUUGAGCAACAGCAUUUCUUAAAACAGUCUUUAAUUUCUCGAGGAUCUUUGUUUCACAGCAAGUGGCUGUGCAACUAAUGUGUGUUGUUUUUGGAUGAGCUUAUUUGCCAAAUUUCAUAAAUGGUUGUAUGUCAAAAGGUCAGCAUACUGUGGUUUUUGUCAGUAUUUUCAGUUUUUAUCUGUUCAAAAGUCUGCUUCCUCUCAUAUUGUCACCUGUUCCUUCUGUCUGCCGAGCAAGUAGUGAUGCACAGGUCGACCUGCAGGUGGGUCAAAAAGUGACAAAGUAGAGUU
Molecule: messenger RNA, 1660 nt
Organism: Centropristis striata (black sea bass)
Lineage: Eukaryota; Metazoa; Chordata; Actinopteri; Perciformes; Serranidae
Product: zinc finger protein 3-like
Exons: 2
Coding region: 102-1313 (403 amino acids)
Biological process (GO): regulation of transcription by RNA polymerase II
Molecular function (GO): DNA-binding transcription factor activity; RNA polymerase II cis-regulatory region sequence-specific DNA binding
Source: RefSeq, a predicted model, not a curated record